Messenger RNA from Triticum turgidum subsp. durum (durum wheat), 1401 nucleotides. Lineage: Eukaryota; Viridiplantae; Streptophyta; Magnoliopsida; Poales; Poaceae. The record is from the annotation of a GenBank genome assembly.
AUGGAUAAUUCUCAACAACAAUAUCUAUAUUACUGUAUGUGGAAGCAACGCACACUACUUGUCCUUUUUGUAAUGUUGGUCCUUUGGUGGAGCAAGAAAAAAGAGAGGAAGAAUAGAGCUAAAUGUGUCAAGUAUGGUCCACUUGUCAAGAGAGAUAUUUGGAGGAGUACUGAACUAAUUAGACUGAUCGACACCUCGGAAAGGACGUGUUUGCGCCAGCUCAGGAUGUAUCCGGCUGUUUUCUACAAGUUGUGUGCUCACCUUAGGGACAAAAAGCUUCUGGUUGACACAAUUCAUGUGUCCUUAGAGGAGCAGCUAGCUAUGUUUUUGAAAAUUGUUGGGCAAUAUCACACUCAUUCCUCUGUAGGAUUUGCAUUGUGGCGAUCUGAGGAGACAGUGAGUAGAAUGGGUGAGCAAAAAGAAGGUGCCAAGAGCGAGGUUGCUCGCUCUCGUGAUAAUUACAUGUCAUGGAGUGAUGAUUGUACCAAGUAUAUGCUUGAGUGGUAUAUCGAGAAGCAAAGGGACAAGCCACCAACCUUCAAGUGGAAGGCACAACACCAUCUACAAUGUGCUAAUGAUUUGAAUGACAAGUUUGGAAUUACAGCUACAGCGAAACAAGUUGAUCGACACUAUAGGUCAUUCAAGGAGAAAUGGAAGUGGAUAAAGCUAGAAAAGGGGAGGAGUGGAUAUGGUUUCAAUAAAGUACUUAACAAAUUUAACAUUGACAAGUCAGAGAAAUCACCAAGCAAGCUUGGCAAAAUUAAAUUUAACUACCUUACUCACUCCAUCAAGUUUUAUCAUCUCUUGGAAGAACUGUUUAGUGACCCGUCUCAUGCGGAUGGCUCACUAGCUAUUGAUGUGAAUGAUGCAAGUGAGAAUGUGGAAUCUGAUGCUAGUAGUGAAACAAGCAACCACACAUCCACUGUUGAACAAGGUCUUAGUGAUUCCGACAUGAUUGCACCCAACAGUCCAGCAGAAGGCACUAGCUCAAAUCUGAAGCGCAAGCAUGUUAAAGCACCACAUAAGAAACCAAAGGUCAAGGUGCAUCGAGCCAGAGUGUUAGAUGAUGAUGUGGCAUCGAGCAUUGUGAAUCUUGCUGAAACUGUGAAAUCUGCUGCCCCUAUUCAGCCAAUAGCAGCUACAGACCCUAAUGCCAGUCUUUGGAAGCACAUUGAGUCGCUAACUCUUCCAGCAAAUGAGAAAAUUGAGUUAGCAACCUAUCUUGCUAAGCCAGAACAAGAAGUUUUCCGUGGUUUCCUGAACUGUGCUAGCGACCAGACUUUUAAUGCUUGGGUCCUUGAUUAUUUCGGGCACAAGUAUGACGGCAAUGAUCGCGCAGCUGCUGAUCCAUCAACCCGAAUGACAUGUUUGGUGGCUUUCUUUUGGCAAGUGCUUUUGUAG